GAGCGUCCCGGGCCGGGCGGGGUAGGGAGCGCGGCCGGACGCGGGCUCCUCGCGGCCCAAUGGCUGCUGUUCGGAGCCGGAGGCCGGGGACCGGAGAAAGGAGGAGCGGAGGAGAAGGAGGAGAGCACGGCCCGGCUGGGAUAGAUGCGGUGGGACCCUGGGAGGCCUCCGUCGUGCCCGUGCCGCGCUCCUCCGGGCCAGCGCGUCGCACACAAAGGGGCUGCCGAGCCAGAGACACCGGCGGCCUCAGGGCACCGUGGGGAGCGCGCAGCGAGGGGGCGCUGUGGCGCACCCAGCCCCGCAGCCCCGCAGCCCCGCAGCCCCGCAGCCCCGCAGCCCCGCAGCCCCGCAGCCCCGCAGCCCCGCAGCCCCGCAGCCCCGCAGCCCCGCAGCCCCGCAGCCCCGCAGCCCCGCAGCCCCUCCCCCGACCCUCCCCGGCCCCACCCCACUCCCACCGCCCCCUCUGCGGCCGUCCCCACCCCUAUCUCCGCGACCCCCACACUCCUCCUCGGCUAUUCCCCAACCCUGUCACUGUGCUCCCCUCCCUACUCCCGGCCCGUAGUGGAGGUGACUUUCCUGCGCAGCGCCGCUCCUGAGGGCGGAGAACCCACAGGGAGAGCGACCCCUUUGCACGCUCUGGACGCCCUAUAGGGCUCUUGGCAGUCCACGAAAGACCUGGAGUCCGCCUCCCCAUUUCUCCGGUCGGUGAGUGGCAGGAGGAAAUCGCCAAUCAUGUUUUCCCGCUUUGCCUCCCCAACUCGGAAACUUGCAACUUGCCGUGUCCUGGAGGCUGGGACAAUUUGGGGUCUCUUGGCUGCUGUCCAACAGAUUUAUCUCUGAGGGCAGUCUCCUCGGUGGGAGGUCCAAGUAGGAGUGGGCGACAUUUACCUCCAUCUCAUGAGGGAGCAGCCCUGCACACUAGGGCCCAAAACUCUGCAAAGGAGCUUGGAAGUUCUUCAUCCGUUCCACUUGUUUUGCUACUCCACACACCCUUCUAGGACAUGUUGAUUGCCAACUGCUUUGCGCAACUUUCCCAUAGCUGUCUGUUCCCGUGCAUUUCGGAGCACCAGGCAAAUACAAGCAGAGAGACCUGGAAAAAAAAUUAUGAAGACAGUAUUAAUCAUAAAAUUAACAUGGCUGAGUGAAUUGUCAAUGCAAGUUCCUUUACUAACUCUUUGUUAAGUUUUGCUUUGUACUCUUUACAUCCUCUUUCUCUUAAGCCAUUGUUUUAAUUUCUUCUCGUUAUCAUUUUUAAAAGUAACAGAAAUACAGUUUUCUUCCUACCUUAACGAUUGACAUGGUGGAGGUUGGGUUGCAAAGAGGAAGUAGUAAGAAAAAAUAAUUAUUCUAUACAUUCACAAGUCCUUCAAGGCACAAAAUAAAAGUAAGAAAUAGAAAAUAUGUCCUUUCUCUUAAUAAAGGUCUUUAUAAUAAAAUUUAAAUGAAAUUUUGUGUUUCAUAACAGCUUUCCAAAUACUGUUGUAGAUACUAAAAUGUGCCUGUAUGUAUUUCCUUCCACAAUAAUAAUAGUAAUAAUAAACUUUUUAGGUCCAAAUUAAA
Molecule: messenger RNA, 1560 nt
Organism: Pongo pygmaeus (Bornean orangutan)
Lineage: Eukaryota; Metazoa; Chordata; Mammalia; Primates; Hominidae
Exons: 2
Coding region: 145-651 (168 amino acids)
Source: RefSeq, a predicted model, not a curated record